UCGAACUUGUUGCAUUUUCGCGCUUUCUCACCGCUCUACAGAUUAUAAAAGUUUCAUUUUCGCGCGUUUUCCCGACAGCCGCACGUCAGAGAAACCAAAAUGCUGAGCAAGAAGGUCGCCAUUAUCGUUGCGCUGGUAGCCGCCGUGGUCUGCCUGGCCGAGGGUCGCGACGAGGGUCCUCACGACAUGGCUGACGCACUGCGCAUGCUCCAGGAGUUGGACCGCUACUACACCCAGGCUGCUAGACCAAGGAUUGACCGCCGAGAUGUCGCGGACGGCGAGCGGGUCGAUCCAGAUUUGUUAGACCGCGCCGUCAGGCUGCUUCAACUUCACAACCUAGACCGCAUUUACUCCUACCACACCCGACCAAGGUUCGGCAAACGCUCGGAAGCCUUCACAAACUGGGCUAAGGACCUCGAAAAGCCGGACUUACCCGCCUGGCUGUCUUAUGCCCGGAGGAGAUGAGUGGCGCAACAGUCACGGAAGAUACAUCACAAUUAAUUCGUGAUUCUGCUAACAUUUUAACGUUAUGUACGCAACUCAAAUAUAUUCAUAUGUCAUAGACCUGUCUUCAGAUUUCAUAAGGACUGAAUGUGUAGAUGUUAUAGCUGUUAGUAUUGGUUUUAUUAAAGUGUGCUUAAGUUUCAGCGGGUUUAGAUUGACUUUCAAUCAAUUAGUUUUUGUAACUUUUUUCCUUUGGUAAAUAAACUUUUAUGGAAACAUGUACACAUUUUUUUUAAUCUAUGCAUAAACUAAACAUAUCAUUUUGCCCUGUAGAUUUUCUAAUCUGUUUUUAUAAUUUCUUAAAAGUAGCUAAAUUUAGAUUUUCUCAUAUAUUUAGAAAAUAAGAUCUUAUUAAAUGUUAUAUAAUAUUAUUCAUAGUAAUAUUGUCAUUUUAUAAUUAUUGUAAAUGCGCAUGUCUCUCGCUCCAUAUAUCCGUCGAAAUUAGUGGAAAUUUUUAGUCCAUAAUUAAAUAAUUAGAUUAUUAUUUAAGCACACUUUAUAAUAAUUUUAAGAACUAAAUAUCUUCUUUCUUUACAGUUAUUAUAUUUCCAUGGCUUAUAAUAUUAUUGUAAUGUUUGUAAGUUGUUAGACUCUUCAUAACAUAAUUAUUCUCACCUGUAUUAAGGCGCCAUUUUGAAAUAAACAAUGUACAUCUACGGAUCAAUAUUAUUGUAAUGUUGAAUAAAUACAAGCAAUUGAGAAAACGUAAUAAUUAA
Messenger RNA from Pectinophora gossypiella (pink bollworm), 1220 nucleotides. RefSeq lists its product as uncharacterized. The record is from RefSeq and is a predicted model, not a curated record. Bases 100 to 465 code for a protein of 121 amino acids. Lineage: Eukaryota; Metazoa; Arthropoda; Insecta; Lepidoptera; Gelechiidae. The transcript is spliced from 5 exons.